Centropristis striata (black sea bass) is the source of this 2090-nucleotide messenger RNA. RefSeq names its product equilibrative nucleobase transporter 1-like. The record is from RefSeq and is a predicted model, not a curated record. The transcript is spliced from 12 exons. The coding region runs from base 1 to 1452 and encodes 483 amino acids. Gene Ontology annotation, biological process: transmembrane transport. Lineage: Eukaryota; Metazoa; Chordata; Actinopteri; Perciformes; Serranidae. Gene Ontology annotation, molecular function: transmembrane transporter activity.
AUGCCAGGUUUUGUAAACAGGUUGCCAGUCCGACGAUGCCUCACCUUAAUUACGGGUCUGUUGGAGUGUCUGAUUUUUGCCGGAACCGUGUUCGGAUGGGCUUCACUUGUUUUUGUCCUGAAGACAGAGGACUACUUCAGCUUUCUGUGCGUCAACACCACAGGAGUCAAUGCAACACAGGACCUAGAUUGCAGUGGACAGGAUGAACAGUUCUCACUUGUUUUCACCAUCGCCUCCUUCUUGUUCACUUUCCUGACACUGCCAAAUGGUUUCCUCUUUGACCGGUUUGGUACCACAGUGUCUCGGCUGUUUGGGAUAUUUUUUUUCACAGUGGGUGCCUUGAUGAUGGCCUUCUUAACUGCAGCUUUGUCCAACCUGCUGUUCCCAGCCCUCGCUCUUCUUGCAGCAGGUGGCUGCUUCUUUCAGCUGACCAACCUCCAGGUGGGAAACCUGUUUGGCUCACAUCGCUCCACCGUCAUCACUCUCUACAGCGGGGCUGUUGACUCUUCUGCUGCAGUCUUUUUUAUCAUUAAGCUGAUAUAUGAGGCUGGAAUCUCUCUGCUCCCCUCCUUCCUCUUCCUGUCCGCCUGCAGCGUCAUUCACCUGCUCAGGACUUUCUUCUUGAUGCCCAGAGGCCACAUUCCCUACCCGCUGCCUGAUGACUACACAUACGGGAUAACCUGUGGGGAAACAAGAACUCUGAGCUUAGAGCACAUUACAGCAAAUAGAAACAUGGAGAUGACGCCAGAGAUAGUAGAAGACGUCCCUGUGAAACAAGAGAAGAGUUUCCGUGAGUGUGUGCUGUCCAGGCUCUUUUGGCUGCACGUGCUUUGGUUGUCAGUGAUGCUGCUCAGACAUUACUUCUUCAUUGGCACCCUCAACCCCAUGCUGCAGUGGCUGACAGAGGAAGAGCCUUCACUGGUGAGCCGGUACAUCAAUGCCUUUGCUAUAACGCAGCUGUGUGGCGUGCUGUGUGCUCCCUGGAACGGUCUCCUCAUGGACAGAAACAAGGGCCAACCUCGUGCUGCAGGAGAGAGUGAACAGGAAGCAGAUUUGCGUACUUCGGUCCUUCCUCUCUUCCUGACGGCACUGCAGUGUGUGGUGUUCUCAGUCUGUGCCACCAUCCCGAACCUGCCGCUUCAGUACUUCACCUUCGUAAUAGAGGUGAUAAACCGCUCCUUCCUCUUCGGUGGGAACGCAGCCUUCAUCAGUGUGGCAUUUCCACCCUGCCACUUUGGGAAGCUGUUUGGUCUGGUCAUGGCUCUGUCUGCAGCGUUUUCUCUGCUGCAGUACGCCUGCUUCUCCCUGGUGAAUGGACCUCUGGAUGGAGAUCCUUUAUAUGUGAACAUUGCUCUGACGCUGCUCAUCCUGUUCGCCUUCACCCAUCCCCUCUCUGUCUACCUGCACUGUCGAAGUCUCUCCUCCAAGCGAGCCACUAAUGCCUCUUCCUAAUGUGAAAUGAGACUUUCACUCAAAAUGUCUUAAUGUCACCAGUGACACUUUUAGCUCUUCUUUUACUUCUUUUCUUUUACUCUUUUAGAUUAUAUUCACAGACAAAUUUGUCUACACUAUUUAAAGGUAUAUUUAGCAAAAAUCACAAAAAUGUGUCUCCAUAUUGUGUGAUUCCAACUUUAAUUUUCAAUCUUCUGUCUUGUUAAUGAAAAAAGGGAAAUAUGUAUUUAUCAGUAAGUUUUUGCUUGAGGUCAACGGUGUAUUUUUCUAAAGUACCAAAACAGAAGUUACUUCUGCGAUGUUGUUGAAAUGCAACUUUAAAUAUGCAAACUUUUCAUUCUGCUGCACAAAAUUCAACUGCUGUCAGAAACUUGCAGGAAACUGCCUGUUACAGAGAGACCUAAGCUUAGGAAACUGUAUGUUGUACAUCCUUACUAUGCAAAUAAACAUUAAAGUGUCCACUUUACAGGACAAACUACUCCAUUAAUGGCUUGUAGAACCUGAUAAAGUAAUAAAUUCCCGAUAAUGUAAUAAAACCUGAUAAUGUAAUAACUUCCCGAUAAUGUAAUAAAGUGCAUUUCCCAAUAAUGUAAUACACUUUUUACCAAUAAUGUAAUAAAGUAUAACACCAAGCACCU